Trichoplusia ni (cabbage looper) is the source of this 1040-nucleotide messenger RNA. RefSeq lists its product as uncharacterized. Gene Ontology annotation, molecular function: ligand-gated sodium channel activity. Gene Ontology annotation, biological process: sodium ion transmembrane transport. The transcript is spliced from 7 exons. The coding region runs from base 151 to 957 and encodes 268 amino acids. The record is from RefSeq and is a predicted model, not a curated record. Gene Ontology annotation, cellular component: membrane. Lineage: Eukaryota; Metazoa; Arthropoda; Insecta; Lepidoptera; Noctuidae.
UUCUCCUUUGAACUAAUAAAACCUUUCCUAAUUAUUUAUUUUGUUUUCAGACUGCUCUGGCUUGUCCUAACACUGAGUGCGUUCGGUGGAGCUGUGUACUGCGCGCUCAGUCAAUACACUCGGUAUAAUUCGGAGCCGGUGGUGGUGUCGAUGCAGAGGGACUACAGGAGCUGGUGGACCACCUUCCCGGCGGUGACGGCCUGCUUCCUCGAACGAGUGCAGCCGGAUAAGGCCAAAGACGUUAUCCAGACAAUAUGGAACGUGACAGAGGAAUCAGAUGGCGAGAAAUACCAAUACUACUACGAGUUCGUGGAACUGAUAGCUGACGUGUCAUUCCGGGAUAACCUCCAGAACUUCUGGAAGUACCAGUCCGAUGACACUGUGAAGGGUAUCGACCUCCUCCAGCUGGCCAUGUCUGUGCAUCCUGAGCCCACGCUUGAGGUUCUACUGUCUAAGAACGACUAUGCGGUCCACUGGUACCAAGUGAUGACAGAGGUGGGCAUCUGUCAGACAUUCAACUCUGCGUACGCGCAGUUUCAAGACGUCCUGCAGGACAGCUGGCGGCCACAGGAGCUGCUGCAGUGCCAUUAUCACAGCGGCCAGUGCUUUGUCAGAAUAGACUCUAAGAAUAAGGCAGUCAGGUACUUCAUACAUUCCCCGUACGAGAUACCGACGGCGAUAUCCAAUCCGACCGGGGAAGUUGCUCCUGAUGUUGAGCUCAUCGUGGAUUUCAAGGCAGUGGAGAUCCAGGCGUCUGCGAGCGUCAAGCACCUCCGUACUGAGCAAAGGCGCUGCAAAUACCCUGACGAGUGGAUUAGCGACAGUAUACGGGCUUAUAGCUUCUCGCUGUGUCAGAUGCACUGCAGAAGUCGGAUGGCCGUCAUGUUCUGUGGUUGUAGACCAUACUUCCAUAUAAAAGGAGGUGAGGAUAUUAUAUUAUGGGUUUUAAAAGACUAAACUUAUUGUGUAAAGAGCCAACUGCUUAUUUUUGUACUUUGAUGUGAAUAAUUAUUAGGCGGUCCUCUGAAGUCACACUGGAC